Apus apus (common swift) is the source of this 3416-nucleotide messenger RNA. It is a transcript of the gene IPO5, whose product is annotated as importin 5. Gene Ontology annotation, molecular function: nuclear import signal receptor activity; protein binding. The transcript has 26 exons. The record is from RefSeq and is a predicted model, not a curated record. Lineage: Eukaryota; Metazoa; Chordata; Aves; Apodiformes; Apodidae. Bases 56 to 3355 code for a protein of 1099 amino acids. Gene Ontology annotation, biological process: protein import into nucleus. Gene Ontology annotation, cellular component: nucleus; cytoplasm.
CCUCCCGCCUCCCGUCCCCGCCCGGCCGGCCUCGCUCUCUUUCCCUCUGGCAGCAAUGGCGGCGGCGGCGGCGGAGCAGGAGCAGCAGCAGUUCUACCUUCUCCUGGGCAACCUGCUCAGCCCAGACAAUGCGGUCCGCAAGCAGGCCGAGGAGACAUAUGAGAAUAUCCCAGGUCAAUCUAAGAUCACAUUUCUCCUACAAGCAAUCAGGAAUACUGCUGCUGCUGAAGAGGCUCGACAAAUGGCAGCUGUCCUUCUACGGCGUCUUUUGUCUUCUGCUUUUGAAGAAGUUUAUCCAACUCUUUCUCCUGAUGAUCAGACCUCUAUCAAAAGUGGAUUGCUGUUGAUUAUUCAGUUGGAAACACAGUCCAGUAUGAGGAAAAAAAUAUGCGACAUCGUUGCUGAGUUGGCCAGGAACUUAAUAGAUGAAGAUGGCAACAAUCAGUGGCCAGAAGUUCUGAAAUUCUUAUUUGACUCAGUCAGCUCUCAGAACGUGGGAUUGCGUGAGGCUGCCCUACAUAUUUUCUGGAAUUUUCCUGGGAUUUUUGGGAAUCAGCAGCAACACUAUUUAGACGUCAUUAAGAGAAUGCUGGUUCAGUGUAUGCAAGAUCAAGAGCAUCCAUCAAUCAAGACUCUGUCUGCUAGAGCUGCAGCUGCAUUUGUACUUGCUAAUGAGCACAAUCUACCCCUUCUUAAGCAUUUUGCGGACUUGCUACCUGGAAUCUUGCAGGCUGUAAAUGAUUCCUGCUACCAAAACGAUGACUCUGUCCUGAAAUCCCUUGUAGAAAUCGCAGAUUCUGUUCCCAAGUAUUUACGACCACAUUUAGAACCUACAUUGCAACUAAGUCUGAAGUUAUGUGCAGAUACCAGUCUCAGUAACAUGCAGCGUCAGUUGGCGCUUGAAGUAAUUGUGACCUUGUCGGAAACUGCUGCCGCUAUGCUAAGAAGGCAUACAAACAUUGUUGCACAAGCCAUUCCUCAAAUGUUAACAAUGAUGGUUGACUUGGAAGAAGAUGAAGACUGGGCAAAUGCAGAUGAGCUUGAAGAUGAUGAUUUUGACAGCAAUGCAGUUGCUGGCGAGAGUGCACUGGACAGGAUGGCGUGUGGUCUUGGAGGAAAACUUGUUUUACCUAUGAUUAAAGAACAUAUUAUGCAAAUGCUUCAGAAUCCUGACUGGAAGUACAGACAUGCUGGCUUGAUGGCACUCUCAGCCAUCGGAGAAGGUUGCCACCAACAGAUGGAGGGAAUUUUAAAUGAGAUAGUUAAUUUUGUUUUGUUAUUCCUUCAGGAUCCUCAUCCAAGAGUAAGAUACGCUGCUUGUAAUGCUAUCGGACAAAUGGCAACUGACUUCGCACCUGGUUUUCAAAAGAAAUUUCAUGAGAAGGUUAUAGCAGCUCUCCUGCAAACCAUGGAGGAUCAAGGCAACCAGCGUGUUCAAGCCCAUGCAGCUGCAGCACUCAUAAACUUCACUGAAGAUUGUCCCAAGUCACUGCUUAUUCCGUAUUUGGAUAAUCUAGUGAAACAUCUUCAUUCCACUAUGGUGAUAAAAUUACAAGAGUUGAUACAGAAAGGCACUAAGCUAGUUUUGGAGCAAGUUGUGACUUCAAUUGCAUCAGUUGCAGAUACAGCAGAGGAGAAGUUUGUUCCCUACUAUGACUUAUUUAUGCCUUCUUUAAAACACAUUGUUGAGAAUGCUGUUCAGAAGGAAUUAAGACUUUUACGAGGAAAGACUAUUGAAUGCAUCAGCCUAAUUGGUCUUGCUGUUGGUAAAGAAAAGUUUAUGCAGGAUGCAUCAGAUGUCAUGCAGCUGUUAUUGAAGACACAAACAGACUUCAGUGAUCUAGAAGAUGAUGAUCCACAGAUUUCUUACAUGAUCUCAGCGUGGGCCAGAAUGUGUAAAAUUCUUGGAAAGGAAUUUCAGCAGUACCUUCCUGUUGUCAUGGGACCUUUAAUGAAGACUGCAUCUAUUAAACCUGAAGUAGCUCUUUUAGACACACAAGAUAUGGAAAAUAUGAGUGAUGAUGAUGGUUGGGAAUUUGUAAACCUUGGAGAUCAGCAAAGUUUUGGAAUUAAGACUGCAGGCCUUGAAGAAAAAGCAACUGCAUGCCAGAUGCUGGUUUGCUAUGCAAAAGAGCUAAAAGAAGGAUUUGUGGAGUAUACAGAGCAAGUUGUAAAGCUGAUGGUUCCCUUGUUGAAGUUCUAUUUCCAUGAUGGUGUUCGAGUGGCAGCAGCGGAGUCAAUGCCCCUGCUUCUUGAAUGUGCUAGAGUUCGUGGGCCGGAGUACCUGACACAGAUGUGGCACUUCAUGUGCGAUGCGCUCAUCAAAGCCAUCGGGACAGAACCAGAUUCAGAUGUUCUCUCAGAAAUAAUGCAUUCUUUUGCAAAGUGCAUUGAGGUAAUGGGAGAUGGAUGCCUUAACAAUGAACACUUUGAAGAACUUGGAGGAAUAUUGAAAGGAAAACUGGAAGAGCACUUUAAAAAUCAAGAAUUAAGACAAGUGAAAAGACAGGAUGAAGACUACGAUGAACAAGUUGAAGAGUCAUUACAAGAUGAAGAUGACAGUGACGUUUAUAUUUUGACUAAAGUGUCAGACAUUUUGCACUCAAUAUUCAGCAGUUACAAGGAGAAGGUACUGCCAUGGUUUGAAAGGCUACUUCCACUAAUUGUCAACUUAAUUUGUUCACACAGGCCAUGGCCAGACAGGCAGUGGGGACUAUGCAUAUUUGAUGAUAUCGUAGAGCACUGCAGCCCUUCUUCGUUCAAGUAUGCUGAAUGCUUCCUGAGGCCAAUGCUGCAGUCAAUAUGUGACAACAGCCCAGAGGUGAGGCAGGCAGCUGCCUACGGUGUGGGAGUUAUGGCACAGUUUGGUGGGGACAGCUAUCGUCCUUAUUGCACAGAGGCGCUUCCAUUACUGGUGAGAGUCAUUCAAUCACAAGAUGCCAAAACCAAAGAGAAUGUCAAUGCAACAGAGAACUGCAUUUCAGCUGUAGGAAAGAUAAUGAAGUUCAAGCCUGACUGUAUUAAUGUUGAAGAAGUCCUGCCACACUGGUUAUCAUGGCUUCCACUUCAUGAAGAUAAAGAAGAAGCUGUUCAUACUUUCAAUUACCUGUGUGACUUAAUUGAGAGCAACAACCCAGUUGUCCUUGGUCCCAACAACUCGAACCUUCCCAGAAUAUUUGGUAUCAUUGCGGAUGGUGAAAUUCAUGAAGCUAUUAAACAUGAAGAUCCAUGUACCAAGCGGUUGGCUAAUGUUGUUCGCCAAGUGCAGACAUCUGGAGGACUGUGGAGAGAAUGCAUAUCACAGCUCAAUGCAGAUCAACAGGCAGCCAUACAGGAGCUCCUGAACUCUGCUUGAAGGGCCUUAAUUAUCAUCUGCAAGAAAACUAACUCCAAAUAAAAGUUUACCCUAUUGUUUA